AAAAACAAAUCAACAUUAUCAAAAACCACACUGCCAUGAUGCCGACCACGGAGCUAUUUUUUGACAUUUAGAAUUUGCAGCUCAGCCCAGCGUAACGCCUAACCCUUACCAUUUCUUACAGUUUUACAGCAGCAGUAACAGUGAUGAGUGAAACUUUGGAGACAACCACAGAUACCCCCGCCGUAUGUGCCGAGUCUGGAGGUGAAAGCUGUCCAAAAGGAGAUGGACAGACAGUUGCUGGUACCACUGACUUGUGCUGGGAGGAUGCUGGUUUACCCAUGGAGCUACAGAAAGGAAUGGAAAACCUACGAGUGAACAGGGAGCUGACCGAUGUGAUACUGAGUGUGCAGGGAGAGGACUUCCCGUGUCACAGAGCCAUUCUCGCCGCUGCCAGUCACUAUUUCAGGGCGAUGUUCUGCAGUGGCCUGAGGGAGAGUCAUGAAGAGCGAGUAGAAAUGAAAGGACUGGACAGCGCCACCAUGAGGAUUCUACUGGACUACACUUACACAGGCCGGGCUCUUCUCACAGAAUCGAAUGUGGAGAGGAUUGUAGAAGCAGCCAGUCAGUUUCAGUUCCUGCGUGUGGUUGAGGCGUGUUCUGUUUUUUUGAGCAAGUCUUUACAUCUGGAGAGCUGCGUUGGCAUUCUGAACCUGGCCGAGAGUCACGGCAUCCCCUCCCUGAAAACUACAGCCCAGAACUUCAUCAUCUCCAACUUCACUAAGGUGGUGGCUCUAACAGACUUCCUGGAGCUGCCUGCAGACUCUUUAGAAACUGUCCUGCAAAGCGACGAGCUGAGCGUUACCUUUGAGGAGCUAGUUUUUGAAGCUGUGAUGCGCUGGGUGAGAGCCGAGCCCAGUGAGCGCAGUCCUCUGUUGGGGAGGUUACUGGCCCGAGUGCGGCUGCCGCUGUUGGAGCCGGCGUACUUUGUGAACAAUGUGGAGUCCGAUGAGCUCAUAAGGCAGUGUACGGAUGCAUUCCCACUCCUGCAAGAAGCACGCAACUUCCACCUGUCAGGCAGAGAGGUGGUGUGUGAGAGGACCAAACCGCGUGUCUCUCACUUCUUGUCCGAGGUCUUCCUGAUCAUCGGGGGCUGCACUAAAGAUGAGCGCUUCAUCUCCACGGUAACCUGCCUGGACCCGCUGAGGCGCAGUCGGCUCGAGGUGGCACGGCUCCCCUUCACUGAGCUGGAGGACGAGACCCAUAACAAGAAAUGGGUGGAGUUUGCCUGCGCCACGUUUCGCAAUGAAGUUUACAUUUCAGGGGGCAAGGAGACACAGAAUGACGUUUGGAAAUACAACGGAGCCCUGGACAAGUGGAUACAGAUUGAGUCACUGUCAAUAGCUCGCUGGAGGCACAAGAUGGCCGUCCACCAGGGCAAAGUCUAUGUGAUCGGGGGCUUUGAUGGAAACCAAAGACUUUCUAGUGUCGAAGCCUAUGACCCCUUUCAUAAUCGCUGGACACCGGUGACACCUCUUGCUGAAGGGGUGAGCUCUUUUGCUGCUGCCAGUUUUGAUCACUGGAUUUAUGUAAUCGGAGGAGGUCCCAAUGGAAAACUGGCUACAGAUAAGGUCCAGUGCUGGGAACCUGGGACGGACACCUGGGAGACACGGGCUCCCAUACCAGUGGAAACUAAGUGCACUAACGCUGUCACAUUCAAGGACUGCAUCUAUGUAGUGGGAGGAGCAAUGCAUGCGAUGUACUGCUACUCCCCCAGGUCAGACUCCUGGUCCCUGGUCACUCGUCUGGGGGAGCGGGCGAGCUGUGCCAUCGCCGCCUGCAACAACAAGAUCUUCAUCACCGGGGGGAGGGAUAACAAGAACCAAGUCAUCUCCGCGGUGAUGUGCUGGGACGUGGGCAAAGGACAGCUCACGGAGGAAUGCGUCUUACCCAUGGGAGUGUCUCAUCACGGCAGCGUCACCCUAAUGAAGUCCUACACUCAUAUACACAAGAUAUCCCAGCCUCCUGCAGGGAACCAGACAUGAACACUAAUCAGAACCACAUACUUGACUUUAUAUAACUGGUAAAAAAGGAUUUUUCAUUGUGCUGGCUCAUUAUCCUACAACAUACAGGUCAAUAAAGUUUGAAAAAAUGUUUGGAAAAUCUA
Molecule: messenger RNA, 2104 nt
Organism: Boleophthalmus pectinirostris (great blue-spotted mudskipper)
Lineage: Eukaryota; Metazoa; Chordata; Actinopteri; Gobiiformes; Gobiidae
Gene: klhl6
Product: kelch-like family member 6
Exons: 7
Coding region: 144-1982 (612 amino acids)
Molecular function (GO): protein binding
Source: RefSeq, a predicted model, not a curated record